UAGGCCAGGGCACUUAUCCUCUAUCUAACUCUAAGAGCUAGCGUGGGUUGUAUGUGUGAUUGAGAAAGCCGGCGCAAAAAUAGGAGUCUUCUUCGCCGUGGCCCUGGUGUACGUGUAGAUAACUGAGGUUUGUACAGGGUUCGUGGUGUGAUCGCUACUGCUUUCUACGGCGCUAGAGACAGUAGAGGCUAGCUGUACUCCUACUGCUACUGCAGUAGCGCAGCGUGUCAGGAACGACUGCUAUCGAUCGAGACAGCCACGCUAGGUUGUUGGUGUGUCGGCGAAGCUCACUGCACACGAGAAAGGAUCCUGUACAGUCCCACUCUAGUCUCUAGUUGCUGCUGCUGCUGCAGGUUAAAUUUUGUGACGCUGGAAUCUGUGUGUGUGUGUGCGUAUUGAGGUGGUGCGGCGGCUGCGAUUGGAACACAGCUGUAUUUUAGUUUGCACCGAUCCAGAUAGCGUGCGCUGCACUGCACUGGUCCGUCGCUACCACCCGUGCCCUUGGAGGCUCCGUGCGCAACUGCUGUUGGGAUGAGCGUGUAAUUCCGGAGCGAAGUGCUCGCUAGAUAGCAGCAGCAGCAGCAGCGGCGGGAUCAGCAUCACCAUGAAGGUGAAAGUGGCGUUUGAUGAAACAACGGUGGUCGUGCCGUGUGGGAAUGGCGAGGAUGAGGUGCGCGCGCUGUUCGACAAAGCAGCGCAUCGCUACAAGAAAGCCACGGGAAAGGGUGACGGUGUUGCUGUGGAGAUUACUGCACUGCACACCGCUGCCGAUAAUGCGGUAGUGGAUCCGGACGAUAUCAUCAGUGAUGUCCUGGACGAUAAGGAAGUGCUGAUCGCCAUGUUUACGCUAUACGGAGAUGACGACGUCUGUGGUGGCAGGAGUGGCAAUGGUGGCGGUGUUGCUGCCGCUGCUGGUACAGGCGCUAGGUCGAGUGGCUCCAGCAGCGUGCCCUCGUCAUCCGCAGCCUCCACGCCGUCGCCCUUUCCGCCUUCGUCCUGCUCACCGUCGCCGCUGGGAGAUAGGGCACGUGCACCCACGGGCUCACCGGGGACUAUGCAGCAGCACUCCGCGGACGAGUACAGCUCCGUGCGCGGGACGCUGGUGGCCAGCGGCGUCAUUCGGCCCGGUGUCGACAGACCCAGCUCGCCGCGCAAGGCUUUAAGCACUCGGGUGCCGCGCCCCGAACCGCCCGCGGCUCACGCUCCAAUGACGCUGCCGGACGAUCCCGAGCAAUCGUUCGCCGUCUCGCAGGCGCCCGCAGCAGGCCACCGGCACAGCGUGGACGUUUUGACGCCGUCGGCUGGCGCGGCACAAACCAAAGCCGUGUCACGCGUCGUCUCGCCGGCGCGCCGAGCUAGCUCGCCUAGUCGCUCGCCACUGAUGCGGUCCGUCAGCCCCAGACGCCAGGCGCCAGUCUCCCGCUCGCCCAUUGCCGAGCGAUCACGGCGCAUGCGAAAGCCGUCCGCGUCCAACUCCGAGCUGGAGCAGGAUGAAGAGGAGGACGAGUUUGGCACGGCGUUACCAGCAUCAUCAUCGGCGGCAGCCGUACCACCGAUGCGCUUCCAUCGCAACACGGUACUGCCGGCUGCUAGCGCACUGGGGGGCACGCGGUCCGCAGCGGCGGCGUCAGGAUCGGCGCCGGGUCCCGUCAGGGGUUCAGUGACGCACCAGUCCACCAUGAUGCCGUCCAGGUUUCUGGUGAAUCGCUGGGAAAAGCAGGAGCAGCUCCAGUGGCAACAGUUGUCUGAGCAACGACUUAGAGACGCUCAUUCAGUGUCCGCUGUGAGCGCUCAGCCGGAGCAACCAUCGUCUUCGUCGCCAUUGGCGACGAUGGCCGCUCCAGCCUCACAGCAUCACUACCCGGAUGGGCAGUGGCCGAGUCAGCCAGAUGAUCAUGAAAACCCGCAAAGGCCACCAUUACCGCGGCAACAGACCGCCGCCGCAGCUCAGUCGCGUACACACCCCCGGCUAGACGAGACGGAGCAGCUAGACCGGACGGAGGAGCAGUACGAGCAACAGCCUGAACAGACGCACACUCCGAAGCCGCGCAGUCGAAUACCCACCAGUGGUCAGGAGGUGGCAGACAUUGAACUGUCAUGUCGAAGUAGCAAGGACGAAGCCGGUGUGUUUGUUCGUGGCUAUCGGACUUCGGAUGAUCGUGAUAUUGGUGUGUUUGUACAUGACAUUCUACCUGGCAGUGUAGCAGCCGAGAAUGGGCUAAUCCGGAUUGCCGAUCGGCUCAUCUGUGUGAACGGAAUUGACCUCACGGAGCUAUCCAACAACCAGGCGGUGGCGCUGUUUCAGGACGCCGUUCGAAAAGGAAACAUGAAGCUGCAGGUGUCGCGUGCUCUGGGCUCGUUCGACGAUACCGCCAACAGUCCCAGUCCAUCGCCGCCACCAACACAGGCAGCAGAAGCAACAACAGCGCCGGCAACGACGACAUCACAAUCCCAAACAGCGACCUCAUCGACGACAUCGCUACAGCAGCGUUCGCACCACGCCAGCGAGCACGCCAACGAGGACGUGUUCGAGCGGCCGCCCGGGUCGGUCUCCAUGACCACGCUAAAGUCGCAGACGUCUAACGUAGCCGUGGCAACGCAGGAGUCGGCAGCAGCAAUUGAGCAAGUGCAGCAGCGAGGUGUGCUACCGGCUACCAACACGCUACCUUCGACCGCGGCUCGUCGGGUCGGCCGAAGACAGGAGAUAGUCCUUGAGAAGGGUGCAAGCGGUGGUCUCGGUUUUAGUGUGACGUCACGGGACGUUGCAGUCGGCAAUGAUCAGGACAGACCUGUGUUCAUCAAAGUUGUUACCCCGGGUGGUUUGGCGUUCCGUGAUGGACGCCUCAGAGCCAAUGACAGACUGCUGGAGGUGAAUGGAACGUCACUGACAGGUCUGACGCAGAAAGAAGCAGUUCAGGUGCUGAAGAACACAUCUGGCAAGGUCUCGCUCAUUCUCUGGCGAGAGGAGGCAAUUGUGGAUGACGAGACUCAAAGUCGUUCCACAUCGCAGACAUCGAUGACACCCGUCACGGAACACAAAGCCAUUGAGGCGACAACGCAGACACCUCCAUCGUCGCCAGGGAAGGACAGCAAACCCGCGCCACCGUCGGGCCAAGCGAAAUCCGAAAACCGGCAGCAGCCAGAAUCUAGAGCACUAGCUGCGUCUAGUGGCGUGGGUGUUGUACAAACACCUUUGUCCGUCAGAAAGCAGCUGCUGUUCACGAUACCGCUGACGUCAAGUGGAAGUGCCGGUCUUGGUAUUAGCGUGAAAGGCAAAACAGCAAUGUCAAGUGAACAACGGACAGCUGGCGAACAAGGAGAUGUCGGACAUGGCAUCUAUAUCAAGAAUGUUCUCCCGGGUGGGGCCGCGGCCAAGGACGGGCGACUGCAGCCUAGUGAUCGCCUGGUCAGCAUCAACGGGGAGAACCUGUCGUCGCUGUCAGACUAUGAAGCUUUCGAGUCGCUGCGCAAGUGCAUGGCAGGCGCCUCGCAGCGACCCAGCAUUGACUUAGUGAUAGAACGGCGCUCCUCUGGCAUUGUCGGCUCGCGUUCUCCCAACGUGAUGACGCGUGCCACGACCGAGAAGAAAGCCUCGACUGCCAGUGCGUCGUCGCAGGAUCACGGGACGAGCGUUUCCGGUGGGGGAGUGCGUGAGAGCAAUGCUGCUUCUGCCGCUACGGCCGCUGCUGCCCUGGGAUCUUCAUCGUCGUCGUCGUCUCGUCCUGUUGCUACCGUCGCUGCUGCAGCAGGUGGUGUGUCUGGUGUGAGAGCUGCCUCUGCAACUGGCACUAGCACUGCGAUGACCACCGCGUCGUCUGGUGCACCCAGGGAGCGUAGUAUAGAGGGCGAGAUCGCGAUGACUCGUCCCAAAGAGCCGCCGUCCGCCAUCGCCAGACAGCAAGCGCAGCACUUACAGCAGCAGCAACAGCAGCUUGCAGCCGCGACUGUAUCGCCAUCGCUAGGCAGCUCUUCACACUUUGCCUCCGCCCCCGCUUCCAAGAAGAACUCGUCGUCAGAAUUAAACACUGACUCUGGUGUUGUGGACACGACGACCGCGUACACCACAGCAGCAUCGACGCAUGCGAGUGAAGUCGAUGCAGAUCGAGCAGCGAUUAACGCUAGCAACUCUGCUACUGGGCAGGGCAGCCAGCGUUCCAACAAGGCCGAUGUAUUUGCCGGUCGCGGUUAUCAGACACAUUCAUCGCUCCUGGAAACAUUACGUAACCGGAACGCGGCCAGCACAGCAGGAGGGGGUACAGCCGACGACACGAACGAUUCUCCUCAGUCGUAUACACCCGGGAGUAAUCGUCGUGGAGACGCGGCUCAAGCGGCCAAGUCUCCGGCGGCGGUGAAAAAGAGCGGAUGGCGCAGUGCUCACUCCAAGUCGUCCAGUGCCCUGCUGCAGAAUGUCAGCGUGCCUGGAAACGCUGAUACCGCCACGCAGUCGGGCGACGCAGUGCGACCACCCUCGUCAACACCACUUGCCUCGGCAGGAGCUGUCUCCUCGGCAACUCCUACUUCAUCAUCGUUAGCAGCAGCAGCACCGGCAACACCAGCAGCAGCAGCAGCAGCAAUGCCAGCACAGUCCCGGAACGCCGGCUCUGGCAAGACGCAGACCCUCGUCGAAAUGGUCUCCGGUGGAUCGGUGACUGGCAAGGGCACCCGCAUCGUACCUGCUACCGCUGCCUCUGCCUCCUCCUCCUCGACAAGCCCACACGACGAGGCUCCCGGUGGCCGCAUCGUUUCGCCCGGCCCGUCCGAGCCGACGAAAGUUAGUGUGCGUGCCAUGCAAGUGGAUCCGCCGUCCAAGGUCAUCAUUCGUCAGGUGGAGACGCCCAUUUUCACCAAAUCACCCACCCAAGAUCAUGCCAGACCUCUUGAUAGUCGACCGGACUCUGCACCACCCAUAUCGCGUCAUACGAUAUUCGUGUCGGGUAGUGGUGGUGGCGGGGGUGGUGUUCCUGGCAGCACCAACAAGAAGAGCAAGUCGAAUCGUUACACGGUGGCUGAGGGACAUGACUACGCUGGCGUGGACCUCUCUGACGGCAGUCCUCAAGUCGGACCACCUGGGAGCACUAACGACUCAUCGCCGAGUGUUGUGCUACGCAACGCUGCCAGCGCUGGAGGUGGCAAGGGCAUGUCACCGGCUGGCGUGCGCCGUAACCAUGCCAUGUCAGUUGCUGCGGCUGCGCCUCAUAAGCAACAACAGCGGCAGUAUGGCAGCAGCGACGAAGGGGAAUACGAGGAGGAAGUAGAGCGUCACGUCCACUACGACAAGAAACUCCGCAACUCCGAGCUGCCGGUUGAUGUCAACGAUUGGUCACGACUUGAGUAUGGAAAGUACCCACACAACUACGUGACUCUGCCGCGGAAGUUCUCCAAGAAGCACAGGAAGCAAAGACCAGCACUACCGCAAGUUGACGGGCCGGACAACUCCGCUGAUCCGCUAGCGGGUGCAGAGCAGCUAACGGGCAGCGAGGCGAGGACGCGUGGAACUAUUUGGCUGCCCGACAACGGCGAAUUGGAGCUUGAUGAGCCGUAUCAGGUUCGGUAUGACGAGAACGGCGAUCCUCUUCCGGAACGCGAAGACGAACAGAACGCGUCUGGAGAGCUGGAGGAGGACACCCUACCACCUCUGAGUCGGAGUGGACCGGGGAGAAAGUCCAUGUCCGAGCGAGGCCAUACCAGUCUGAAUGCUAGGAACUCCGAGUUCUUCAUCCAACUGAAGGAGAGGAAGAAAGCUGGAAAAGGUGGGUCUGUGACCGACGAUGGUGAUAUUCUGGAGCAGGCCAUGGAAGAGAGUGGACAUCGUCGUCUCUCAGUUUCGUCCAUCCAUUCCGGCGGUGUAAGACGUGCAGCAAGCCUAGAAUCCUUACAGCAGGUGCUGGGAAGUGGGCCCGACGUCACCAUUACUGACAACAUUAGCAACUCGCCGAAAGCACGCCGACUGCUGGGCAUUCAGAGCGAGGGCAGUGGUGCUCAAAGCAAUGGUAAUGUCAAGCCUCCUUUCCAGCGGCGUCAGUCCUACGAUAAAGGCGUCACCAGCCCGGAGAGUGCUGAAGGCUUGGGCGCCGAGCUUGUCCGUCGUCCCGGAUCAAGCAGUACUAUACAAUUUGGCAGCAAGCCGUCCUACUCCAGCAAGAAGCCAAAGAAGAUCUUCAACCUGUCCUUUCUGAAAGGAAUAGGUAAACACCAGGGUAAGCGGCCACGAGGCAUGCCGGCUCCGUUGCCAAUGCUGGAACCUGUCAACCGCGCUGCGUCACGAGAUAGUUCGUCCCUUGGCAGUCCUGAAUCAGCCGACAACGCUUCCGUUUCAUCGCAAUCUAUCAACGCAGCUACUGAUGGCGGCGCCGCUUCUCAUCCUGAUCUAACCGUAUCGCCACCUCCGCAACCUCACCACCUAACCACCAGAACCGACAGUGAUGUUGCUACGACAACAACAACAGCACUAUCGUCGUCCGUUGCCAACGGUCGCCCCAAGAUCUCCGGUGACGAGUGGAGCGCGGCGGACGGUCGCUAUGACGACGAGGACGGCACGCAUCAGGCGCCCAUGAUCUCCUCGUGCCACAGUGAGAUUCAACUGCGAGAAGGAGUGUCGCUGGAUCAUCUGCGAGACGCCACAACGCGAUCGGAAAGUGCCCGUGAUGUGCGUCUGUCCGCCAGUCAUGAUAACCUGUCAUCGCCAAUGUCCCCUCUGCUGGUGGAGCCGCCUGUGCUCGUUGUCAAGGACACGAUCUAGAAGACUACUAGUAGCUACUUGGAGGCGAGCGGGUUUCAGCAAGCUACGCUGCUGGCUAUGGUGUGGUUCUCAGUCUCCCAGUGUUUCACGACCAUCCUGUGAGGGACCUGAGGGUUGUUGCACUGAGCUGAGUACACGUUUGUCUGCAGUUCGAUGAUUGCUUGCUCUGUAUCAGCCCGCUUCCAUAGCAACCACAACAACCAUGACAGCCAUGGUGGCAAGUGUACUUGGUACUCGGGCGUCACGCACACACCUCUCUUGGGAGCUCGGCAACUAGCUGCACGAGAAGUUGAGAGUUGAUAUUUAUACUACUACCCCCCCCACCCCACCCCGCCCGGCCUCCAGUGUUGGCAUGCCAACGCUGACAGCACUCGCACUUUCCAGCACCUAUCACCACCUGCACUAAGCGAGUAGUCUUCGGAGUGGUCGUGUCCAGCCCGGCCCGUAUCACGUUCACUGCGACGCUGACGUUCCGCCUCUCACCAUGACAACGAAAGCCCCGGCCCGUGUCUUCCGUUCAACGGAGGCUGACUUCAGUUUCGGCGGUGAGCUCUGCUGGUGUCGCCGUCGGUCGGUUGUAUAGUGCACUUUACUGAGAAAGACACGACGUGUCGUAUCGCGGUGUAUGUGUUGGCACCCCCGACGACGCACUGGCCGUGACGUCACGCGAACAAAAACACACACGCAAGACCUGUCUUGACUCCUGGCGACCACUACCGCUGCUCUUCUUCGCCGCUCUUCCCCCGUUUCUCUCACGGACGUCUGAGUGCAAACUCCGCCUCCGGUAACGCAAUCAUGUGUAUGGGCGCAUGGCGUGCACACAUGUACAGUGUGCGCUCAUAACAGAUCAUAAUAAUAAUAAUAAAUGCCACUUGCGACUUGUUUCUCGUUGACUUCUCAUUGUCGUAUCUUUCUUUUUCUCCCCAUGGCCAUGGCAAGGUAGUUGGGGCAAAUAUAUAGUAGCUAGAUUAGUGUUAGUACAUCUAUCCGAGGUGCUUUCUGCUUUGGAUUAGCCAGCGAAGUACGCUUCUGAAACGAGGUGGUAUCGGCCCGGGCAUCAAACUUGGCCGCGGAAUCCUCUCCCAUUUUUUCUUGUUUGUUUUCGAUCUAGUACAGAAACAAACUCUAUUGACAAACAAUAUCGUUGUUGGUGGUGGUGGUGGCGGUGGUGGUGGUGGUGAGUUUGUGCGGUGCUGCAUACAGUGCAUGAUGUUUGUUUGUUGUUGGACAUAGUAAAAUAUCUCUCCCGACGCAGAGUGUCUAGAAAGCCGUUUUGUUGUUGUUGUUGUUGACUAUGCGUGUCUGUGCCGAGCAUAGGGUUCCUUUUUAAUUAAGCUUUAUUUUGUUUUUUGUUGUUGAUAUUCGUGUCUGCCAAUGGCUAGGGCAUUAAUUUUAUAGUGAGUUCCCAGUUUCGUUUUGUUUUGUUUUGCAGAAUUUGAGAGCUUGUGUAAACGUU
Messenger RNA from Sycon ciliatum, 8195 nucleotides. RefSeq lists its product as uncharacterized. Gene Ontology annotation, molecular function: protein binding; phosphatidylinositol binding. The record is from RefSeq and is a predicted model, not a curated record. The transcript is spliced from 27 exons. Gene Ontology annotation, biological process: cell adhesion; establishment of centrosome localization; microtubule cytoskeleton organization. Bases 605 to 6739 code for a protein of 2044 amino acids. Gene Ontology annotation, cellular component: cell cortex; adherens junction; apical junction complex. NCBI's taxonomy places the organism in Eukaryota, Metazoa, Porifera, Calcarea, Leucosolenida, Sycettidae.